UGGGCAUCACGCGGGCGGAAGCCUAGGCCUUGUGGGCCUAGGAAUGGCGAGCACGCAACAGCACGCACGCGGGGGAGAUAGCAGGCACACAGCGCGCACGAUGGCGCACGAUGAUGCAGACACGGCGAGAAGGCUCAAGAACGCGGCGAGUCGCGCGUGGCAUGCGCGAAGGAGGCUAAGUCGUCGUGCUGGAGAGGCACGAUACGCGGACGGGCAAGCACGCGCGGGAGAUGACGCGCGUUAUAUUAUCGGGGACGAGCGCGAGUUUGAUCGCGCAAGCGACGGGGUGCACGCGCGAACUUGCCUAGGCGCGCGAGGAUUAAGCGAGCUGCUGGACGCGUGCGGUGGAAUGGAAGAUGAAGCCCUAGUGCUUGGGCGAUUAGGAAGCACGAACUUGGA
Molecule: messenger RNA, 399 nt
Organism: Striga hermonthica
Lineage: Eukaryota; Viridiplantae; Streptophyta; Magnoliopsida; Lamiales; Orobanchaceae
Source: the annotation of a GenBank genome assembly